Molecule: messenger RNA, 3039 nt
Organism: Anopheles funestus (African malaria mosquito)
Lineage: Eukaryota; Metazoa; Arthropoda; Insecta; Diptera; Culicidae
Exons: 3
Coding region: 1410-2936 (508 amino acids)
Biological process (GO): selenium compound metabolic process
Cellular component (GO): extracellular region
Molecular function (GO): selenium binding
Source: RefSeq, a predicted model, not a curated record
CCAUGAUCCGAACCAACGGUAACCGGCAGCAAUGUUUUAAUCGUUCGAAUUGACUUUCCAUGAACUAAUAGCGGCAAACGGUUGGCAGUCGGGGGUAAUGCACAUUUCCAACAAGAUGCAGCAGCACUUCAUAUGCGUCGCGCGUGGUCAGCUGACGGAAUGGUGGUGCAACGCCAAGAUGGUAAGGAGUGGGGCAACACAGCGAACCGGUCCGCGAACUAGUUGAAGUCGAUUGUUUGGCUAUAAUAAUGCUUUUAUUUUCCUCGGCUCAUCUUCUGAGAAUUGGAGCAGUUUGCAACAAAGUGGCUGCGUAUCUGUCUCUCCGUGCUGCGUACAAUUGUCCGCUUUUUGGUCUUGGUGAUUAAAUCGCUAUGCUUCUAGUUCCUAUGGAAUGGACAAACACAAGAUUGAGCAGCGUUUUUUUUUUCAAAUGACUACAAUUUUUGGUCUAAUUAAGCAUAUUAUUGGCUGAAAGUGUCGCAAUUAUAUGGCUGUACACUGGCAGGCACUAGGAGGUCAUACGAGUCUUGAAGAAACUCUAUUUCCACAGCACUCGCCAAAAACCGACACAUAAAUUUGAGGAGUGAUGCAGAAGUUGAAAAAGCAAAAUGCCGCGACGAUCUACGCAGGUACGCGCAACGAAUACGCUUGAAGAUCGUAUCUCAGUUCGCGUAUUGAUAUGUUGCACCGAAAUGCGCGGAUAAGCGAUGUAAAGGAACUCACAACAAUCCGGGAAUGGUAUGGGUGUGUGUAUUAUGUUUCUUCCUUAUUUUCCCCUGUCUGUCCGCGGCAGAGUUCUCCACCAGUUCUUUUAAGAAGCACGCGCGCAAGCGCAACACGUGAAUGCUCCGAUGCGUAACUUGAUCCACGCUGGACCCACCACGCACCCGACUGCACACCAGGAAAACCUGGUGAGAUAUGUGCAGCAAUGAUUCAAAACCAGAUAUUAGAACACACACCUUGCAUCUCCGACCACCGUCCAAACCAGAAACGGGAUUUAUAGGGGCUAACUUUGGUGAAGAUGCGCGUACAUCUUCCUUGCCUGCUUGCCUCCCGGUGUCCCCACCACGAAAUACCGUCUCCAGUUGAUGCGUUGGUGGUCACGGAACACUAAGAGAUGGGUGAGCGUGAGCGAGAAAGUUUCAUCUCAAGAAGUUGUUGCGGCGCAGAUCUAUAGUUGGUGCCUCUGGCCCUAACCCAUUCACGCUCUAGUUCGCUCCGGUGUACAACGCGUAGUACGGCCAGGUCCUCUAUCUAGCUCUGGUUUUGCUCAGUUGCAAGUGAUCAGGCUCCAGUGAUCGACUGGACCGGGUGGCGAUCGCGAUCGCAGGGUGGCGUUAACGUUUUUUCAGUACCGAUUGCGUGCGGAGACAUUAUUGAUAUUGGACUUUCUCUUGAUGUGUUAGGGCAUGAUCGUCAUCAACAUGCUGAUCUACCGAUCGCAAGUGAUCUUUAGCCUGUUGCUGGUGUUUUGGUGUGGUUUGGGAGCUUCCCAGGAAAUGAGCAUCAGUGAGGAGCUGGAAACGUGCAGUUCCCUGGACAGACCGUCACUGGAGCGUGAGUUCGGUGAUAGGGCGGAUGAUUUUUUCGGUAAAAUUACCGUCCUGUAUAAUGUUGCACCGCCGAAACCGGUGCAAACGCCACGCGUGUUUGCGGAUCGUGAUCCGAUUUUCUACAACAAGAUUGACUAUCGCGAGCAGAUUAAGUACUAUCAUAACCUUUACCAGAUGUUCCAAAGCCAGGCGGAGUACCGAGAUGAGGUACGGUUUUUGCUGAGUGCUUCACUGCAUCGCGUACGGUACGAGCUGGAAAAUUACAACUUUGCCAACUUCUUCAGUACCGUUCAAUCGCUGGCAGGCGAGUACAAUCUUACCGUUUACCCGAACCGUCUGACCGCGAACCGGACGUUUGCGCUAUUCGGCCUGCGGGAGUUCCAGGUGUACGUCAUCGAUCGUUGCUCACGCGUGUCGUACAUAAUACAGCCACCCUGGAGCUUGAUACAGUACGCGUACGUGAAGGCGGCCGUUCUAUCCACAUUCUACGAUCGACCGUGUGGUAAAUGUGAGCUGGAAAAUUUCCUAAACUCAACAUUGGCGGAUAAUGAGAAAGUUUCACAAACCGUGGAAGAAAGUUCGUUGAACGAUACCAAACCCUACGAAGAUGCGUCCGAUGAGUUUGCCAACCAGGGAGAGGACGAGGAGGAUAACGACAGUGUAAGACCGUACAGUGAGGAAGAGGACGAUGAAGGUGAUUCCGGUGGAGAUAGGCCUGGAAGUUAUAAUAACAAUGUAGAUCCAUUUCCCGACCUUAACGUCACCGGACCGGAACUAGAACUACCACUACGUAUCAUACUUCCGGUACUGCAUGUUCACGUGCCGCCUGAAAAUGAUACAGCGACAGAACAAAAGCUUCAUCCGUACCUGGUGUUACACUCUAAUAACACCGAAAAUCACGUGCUUCAUCCGUUCCUGGUUCCAACGCAGUCUGAGGUGACGCUCCAAGAAUUACCGCUACCAGUAGCGUUGAAUUCAACACCGGCCGUCCCUGUCACGGUUAAUGAAGGUCAAGAAAGCGCGCAAAAUGAUACAAUACGAGUCGGUGGCACAGAUUGGUCGAAAGGAGAGUUGAGUGCGAUACUUAACGCCAGUUCGGUACUGUACGAUCCUGAUCAGCAGCGCGUAUAUGAGCGUUUGCAACGGUACAAUCUAACCGAUCGCGUACAGUACGACGAGGUGGCCGAGAUAUCCGUAUCCAAUCGGUUCGAGGCAUGGAACCGACGUCGUACGCCUCCGAAAGUGGAUCCUUCCCGUAACAAUAAGCGAUCGCAGAUAAAGAAACAUUACGCCCGGUUGAUCCCGUGGCUUAACUGGACGUUUGGUAGGGCUAUACCGCCGGCAGGUGGGAUGAGAGCAAACGUUUCCGGAAGCGCGAAUUAAGCGUUGUAACUUAAUAUUUAGUUAGUGAUUGUACAUAAUUGCUCUUAAGGUAUCUAGUUGUAAUGCCUUUGAUGUAGGAAAUAUAUGAAAUGUUUAAACAAAA